CUACUCGACCUUGGAAGUGCCAUCGUUAUUAAGCCUUUACAUCAACUCCAGUUCCAUUCCAUGGAUCAAAUCACAACCGUACCGGAGCAAAGAGGCGCCGGCGGCAAGCUUCGUAAACCACUGCCGAGAAAGCCACCGUCCACUCCAUACGCCCGUCCCUCAUCCAACCGCCGAUGGAUUUCCAAGCUCGUCAAUCCUGCCUAUCGCAUCAUCGCUGAUGGAGCCACUCGUUUUCUUCCUUCCUUCUUCUCCACUCCCGAUUCCGUUGAAAAUCAAGAUAAACAGGGAACUGGUGAACAGCACAAAAAAGAUUUUCUGCUCAAAACCAAUUUACAUCUCCCCCCGUCUGAAUUGUCUAAAAUGGCAAGCACUGGUGGUGAAAGCAGUAAGCCAAACAGCAGUUUUGACUUUGUUCUGCCUAGGCGUGUUGAAAAAGGAGAGCAACAUGAGAAAAAUAGGCUUUCAGAUAUAGAGCAACUGGUGAAAGGGACAAAAUUCACUAGAGAUGAAUUCAAUCAUAUAGUGGAGAUUUUGAAUUCAAGAGCAAUUGAUGUUUUGAAUGUUGAACAAGGAAACGGACAUACAAAUUUGACUUCUAGACAAGAUGAUGGGGGGGUUUUAGCAGCACGAAAGCUUCCCAAGGUUUUCAAUGAACGAAAGCAUGAAGAAUCAAAUGCAGCCAUACAGGGUAGCUCAACACCUUGCAUGUCAAAAGGGUGGGAUGAAAUUGGUGCUUCACCAGUUGAGAUUGCUAGAGCAUAUAUGGGUUCCCAAGCAUCUGAAGCAAGCCCCAAUUGUAAAAACAUGGUUCAAACUGUCGAAAGCACAAUUCUCCUUAAUGAUAAAGCUGGAACAAAACCAUAUGAUCCAUCACCAUCAAAAAAGUCAACAACAUGCUGGCCAGGUGUUGUCGUGCAGGAUGCUUACGCAACACCACAAAGCCAGGGAAGCAAAUACGGAUUUCUUAAUCAUCCACGGACUCCUUAUUCCAGAACUCUAUUAACCAAGUCUAAGUCCAAGUUGAUUCAAACCCAGGGCAAUUACAGCCACAUUUCAUCAACCCCUCUCCGUCAAUCACAGACUAGUCUGUAUCUGAAGGAAAAAUCUGAAGUUGGUGCAUCGGAAAGUGGAUAUGGGUCUGUUGGACCUAUUCGUCGAACUAGGCAUAAGUUUGGUGUACAAUCGACUUCAUGGAGACCAGAAUAUUCAUCUAUGAACUCUUCACAGAGAGGAAAUUCUGGUUUUAUUGAAUGUUCAACUCCUACUGUUGCAACAAGCAUGGAUUUGGGUGGGAUGAGCAGCACUCGUAAGCCAGUGGGCUUUGAGCGUAGUGUUCCAACAGUACACAUGCAUACUAGUUUGAUGGCUAAGAAGAUACUGGAGCAUAUUGAUAGAAACAUUCCCACUCCUAAGGAGAAAUCUGCUGAGCUGAAGCUAGCAACUAACUGGAAGAAUGCCGAGUCUUCGGAAAAUACAAGUACUUCAAACGUAGAUAAUGGCUUUGUUAAACUAAAAGAUGUUGGCCCUUUUAAAUAUGACGAGUUUGGUGGGAUGAUUUCUACUCUAAGAAAUGAAGAUGAAGGGAACUGCAAUGCUGAUAUUCAACCCAGGGAGAGUACUGAUAAAUCCAAAGACAUCACAAAAGAAGGGACUUUGGCAUCUGACCUGAAUGUUCACAGAAGCAUCCCCAGACUCACUAACGAUGCAAAGGCUACACAAAAUUUUGGUAGUUCUCAAAUGUUUUCAUUGAAGUCUACUGACAAGGAUGAUUUGAUGAGUCUCCCGAGUGUUAAUCAGUAUCCUUCUUUAGUAAAUCAAGAAAAGAAGACUGUCGCUAAUAAUGCCGCCAAUAAACCAGUUUUAGCUCCUAUUACCAUCAAGAAGCCUGAAUCAAAGUGGACCUUAGCAUCUGAUAACAGCUCAGGAUUUACCUUCCCUGUUACUGCAACCUCUUCUGUAUUCUCUGAACCGCCAACACCAUCCAUCAUGCCAUUAUUAUUCUCUACUGGUAAUCAGCAUCAAUCAGAAGAAACAACAUCUACUCAAUUGUCAUACAGUUUUGGUGUUAAAAAGUUGAAUCCAGCAGUAGUUUUUUCCUUCCCUUCCACAAGCAAUACAGUUGAUAAUGAUGCAGGAGUCAUUAAGUAUAACUUUGGUUCGACCGAUAACCCAAGGCUGUCGUUUUCAUUUGAAAAAACUGCUGUCGACUGUUGAGUCAAACGAACACGAGGUUCCAAAAAAUUGUCCGAGGUAAUUUUCUUUUGUUUUAAGAAAAUGGAGUUGUUUUGGAACAGAAAAUGUGGUGUUUAUGAUUCUUAUCCUACUUGUGUAUUUUCUUUGUACAACGCAUCUCGUUGGAAAAUAUUUUGGUUAUAUGAUAAGAUCUUUUCUUUUGAGAAGAUUUUUGUCAUAGGACAUGCAAUCUUGAUUCAUAUCAGGACCUUGGUAUUUUUUUCUACUACACAAGUACAUUUUUUCUUUCACUACAAAAA
Molecule: messenger RNA, 2492 nt
Organism: Medicago truncatula (barrel medic)
Lineage: Eukaryota; Viridiplantae; Streptophyta; Magnoliopsida; Fabales; Fabaceae
Product: nuclear pore complex protein NUP1
Exons: 8
Coding region: 61-2214 (717 amino acids)
Biological process (GO): nuclear membrane organization
Cellular component (GO): nuclear envelope
Source: RefSeq, a predicted model, not a curated record